GCAAUCUCUCAAAAAUAGAGUUCCUUGAGAAUUCUUCCAGUUUUCCCAAAUUGGCGCACCUAGAUCUUUCCGGCAACAAGUUUACUCAUCUGCCAACAUCCAUCAACGAAUAUGAUGAUUUGGAACACUUGAUUAUGUUUAAUUGCAAGCAGCUAAAAAAGAUUCCUCAGCUUCCGCCAAAUAUGCAUAUGCUAUGGGCAAAGGGAUGCAGAUCUCUACAAGAAUUUCCAGAUUUGUCGGGUCUCUCCUCCAAACUCCUCAGUGUUGACUUAUCUUCAUGUCGUGAAUUAUUCCGCAAAGGAGCAAACACGGCUGAUGUGUUAUUACCCAAGGAGCACCCGAAGUUGGGUUACUAUGACAUUUUGCUGAGUGGAAGAGAGAUGCCAGAAUGGUUUCUCCACUGUAAAGACGGUUCCAUAUCUUUUAUGGUUCCCAGGGACUCGCAUGACAAAUUCGUAGGACUAGCACUCUGUUUAGUUCUUGGCCCGGAGGAAGGAGAAGUGGGCUGUGGCAUCGAAAUUCUUGUCAAUGGCCGAAGAGUGUUUGACCUGGGAAGACAAUUCCAUUUUCUGAAAUCCGAUCAUGUGUGGAUGACAUAUCUCCCAACGAGUGGGCUGCUGUGUGAAGAAGGGGAGGUUCUGCGAGACGAUCGGAACCAUUUCCAAGUUCACCUCGAAGCAUACAAAGGAAGAUUGAAGAAGUGCGGAUUCCGUCUAAUAUGCGAGCAACGGGAGGAUGAGCAGAGGAUCGAGCUCCAACACCAUCAGCCGACGGAAACAAAUUGGCCUUUGGAGGAAAGAGACUCGGACGAAGACAAUUGGAUAGACACCGAGGACGAAGAAAGUUCAAGUGAAACAGAUGAUGAACUAAUCAAAGCAAUCGACCCAGAAAAUGAAGAACGCUCACUUAUGUCAGCAGGUAAGAUCAUCGUGCCUGGACGAACAGAUGCUUGUCUCGCUCAGGAAAGUGGCUGUCGAAGUUGUGGGCACUGGCUUACGAAGCGAUUCUUGAGGGAGCGAGGUAUGAGAUUCUGAUUCCAGUGCCUUUUGCUUUUCCCUUGUUCUUUUUUCAGUCUAUACUGUUAAGUUUUUGGAUGUCUGCUCCUUCAAUUCAAGUGCAAAAUCAUUAUGAAAUACAGGAUUCAUAUCAUGCUACCGACAAGGUUGGAUACAUGGACAUACUACCGCUCACGAAAGUGCAUUCAUGCCGCACCGUUUUAUCUUUUCAUUCCUUAAAACCCAAUCCUCUUCCUCAUUAGUCGAAAUUUCACGAUUUUUGAUGCACGGAUUGUUCUCGUGUUUUGCAAAGUCAAUAUUAAUUUGAUUAUUACGAGCGACGUAUGCAGAA
Molecule: messenger RNA, 1347 nt
Organism: Eucalyptus grandis
Lineage: Eukaryota; Viridiplantae; Streptophyta; Magnoliopsida; Myrtales; Myrtaceae
Exons: 2
Coding region: 135-1034 (299 amino acids)
Source: RefSeq, a predicted model, not a curated record